AUGUUGCGGAAGGCUUAUGCGCGAGACCCGGACGCUGGUCUCAAAGGCCUCUCGCACUAUGAAAGACGACUGCCAAAAUGGCGAUACAUAUUGCGUCAGAAGCUGAUACCCAUCGUUCGGAAAGAGACGCCUUAUCUUGCCAAGAUACAAGAAACAUUGCGAUCGCCCUUCCUGGAUUCGUAUUUCGCUCUGACCGCGAACCUUGGCACUCACACGUUCUUCAUGACUGCUCUGCCAAUAUGCUUCUGGUGUGGAUAUCCCGAGCUCGGAGUGGCAUUGGUUCAUAUGCUUGCAGCCGGAGUGUACCUUAGCGGCUACGUGAAAGACCUUGUCUGCUUACCCAGACCGCUAUCACCGCCACUUCAGCGCAUUACCAUGUCAGGCUCAGCGGCCAUGGAGUAUGGCUUCCCCUCGACGCAUACGACGAAUGCCAUAUCUGUGGCUGUUUACUCCUUGCACAAGCUGUGGACAGCACAAGACCAAUACUCUUCACUGAGCUUCCGACUUCUCGCCCUGGCAUGCCUCUGCUACGGCACAUCAAUCAGCGUCGGCCGCAUGUACUGUGGAAUGCACGGCUUCUUCGAUGUUGUCUUCGGAGCUGUGCUCGGAGCCAUGAUUGCAGCCGGUCGCGUGGCAUUCGGGCACUCGUUUAACGUAUGGCUAGCCAGCGGAGAUUGGACAAGACCUGCAGUGACCGUUGCGCUUCUCAUACUUGCUGUACGCUUCCAUCCUGAGCCAGCUGACAAUUGUCCCUGCUACGACGACAGUGUGGCCUUCGUUGGAGUCGUGAUGGGUGUCAGCAUCGGCACUUGGCACUAUACCUCGCUCGCAGGCUCGGCCGAUCCGACUGCUGCGUUUGCAAUCAUGUAUGAAGCCGACAAUCGGGAUCCUUUGAAAGUUGCGGCCAGACUGGUCGGCGGCAUAGUGGUAAUAUUUGCCUGGCGAGCUAUCAUGAAACCACUUCUACUACGAGGACUUCCUCCAACCUUCCGCUUCAUUGCCCACUACGGGCUGAACAUGCCAAGGCGAUACUUUCUUCAAGCCAGGGACUACAACUCUGUGCCACCGCUCCGUCAGGACGACAAGAUCCUGCCGCCUGCGUCAGAGAUUCCGAGCAUGCUCGACUCCAUUCGAAGGCGAAAGAGAACAAUCUCUGUUGGUCCUCAGUCUGAAGCGGACGCUCGUGAGCAUAUCGCGCAUCGCCAGCAGCAACGACGGGAAGAGAGAGCAAGGUCAAAAUCUCCAUCUUCAUCUCUUCAGACACUACCGAGGGACGAUAUGGCUUUAGUUACUCCCGAAGAGCCGGGAGACACGAGUGAGAAUGGAAAUGGCAGCGACAGUGGCAACGACGAUGAGAAGAGCGAUCGCAAGAUGUUCUCGAAACUGGAGAAGCCUCGCAUCCGAUAUGAUGUCGAAGUAAUCACGAAGCUAGUAGUCUAUGCUGGGAUCGCGUGGCUGGCUGUCGAAGGAAAUCCGAUGCUCUUUGCGAAAUUGGGCAUAUCUUAGACUUUCUGAUCGCAAAGCAUUACUCGGCGCCGGCGUUGGUCAUUUCGUUCGAGAACAACGGAUGGAGAUCAGUCCUCGCGCAAUGAUCGUUGUGCCAACUGCAGCAAGAUUAUGUCUUGAAUGCACAGCAUUGCUGCCAAGAAUUAUGCACGCCACGAUCCUUCGCCCAGCGCCCAGCAUUGCCUAGCCGCCAGCGUUUUGCACUUCAGCUUCCAUGUCAAAUCGUGCUCUGGAGCACUUUGCAUCAAUUGUGAUGGACUCCAGACCAGAAGUAGGUGACAGCAACACUUUUGCGAGAAACUCCGCAAGAGACCAAGCAAGGCAGCAUAACGGCAACAUUUUCAAUAGUGCGUGGGCCUAUCGCAUCUCCAGACAGUACAUUACUGAGCGGCUACAGAUUAUGAGAACUACUACAACAUUCGGCAACGGCGCUCUGACGAGACAUUGAGAGAAGACGGUCGGCAUGGAGCCCUGAUAAACGCCGCUUCUGAGGGCCAAACUCCUCGCGUGAAGCAUUUAUUGCACCUAGGCGCAGAGAUAGAUCACGCUGACGAAUAUGGUCUGACCGCCCUUCACCAUGCAGCCUUGAGUGGAUUUCACGACACUGUUUGCGCCAUCUUGGAAGCUGGCGCAGACGUGAACGCAGAAAGUCUGGAACGUGGCACGCCCCUACAUUUGGCUGCUCUCAAAGGCCGUUCUCACGUGGUCCGACUCCUCCUUGAGGCUAGAGCCGACGUAUCUCGCCAAGGUCGCAUGGUUGGCACGCCUCUGCACUGUGCUUGCUACGCAGGAGAGUUAGACAUUGUUGACGAUCUCAGCCAGGCCGGCGCGAAUGUCGUAGCUAUGGACAUUGUCCAGCCGUCUCUGCUGCAGUCCAUACGUACCAGAGGCACUUUUGUACCCAAUGAUAGACCUCCCUUGUCAAGACUCGGACCAGGAAGUGACCUGCUACAGUGUUGUCCAUGGCACAUGGCUUUGCUCGGAGACAGUGAUCGUGGUCUUCUAUCCUUGGCACUCAAACCUACGAAUUCAGAACAGCUACUUGGAGCUUGGAUAGUUAAUUUCGUACACCAGGAUAGCUCUGUCAUGGCCUCAAUACAGCGAAUAGAACGCUUCAAUGUUCUGCAAUACCUAGUGGAAGCGGAUAGACCGAGCACGUUACACAAUUUGCUGGUUGAUCGCUCCCUGGCGCUAACGGUGUACAAUGGCAUCUCCAUGGGAUACCAUGCAGUUGCGACGGGCGUUACACUUGAAAGAUAUGAUUGUGUCAGAAUGCUGUUGAGGUUUAGGGCACGGCUCGACAUAAGUGACGAUGACAUAAACACGUUGUCAAAGAUCGCCAACAGCCCAGAGAUGGGAGCAUUUCUCCUCGACCCAAGGACAUCAGCACCUGUGUACCCUAAAACUCACCGUGAAUACAUGUCUCUCAAAGUGCUG
Molecule: messenger RNA, 2943 nt
Organism: Pseudocercospora fijiensis CIRAD86
Lineage: Eukaryota; Fungi; Ascomycota; Dothideomycetes; Mycosphaerellales; Mycosphaerellaceae
Exons: 4
Coding region: 1-1506 (501 amino acids)
Cellular component (GO): endoplasmic reticulum membrane
Molecular function (GO): sphingosine-1-phosphate phosphatase activity
Source: RefSeq, a predicted model, not a curated record